AUGGAAGAAGUCAUCUCUUCAUGCGAACCCCACAAAAAUCUGGAUAUUUUCAGAGAGGGGUCUGUGGCUGAGUGGCACAAGUGUGAUCUCGCGAGGUGGGGUGGGCAUCCGCUCGCUGGCGAGAGGCUCAGCGAGUCAGAAACCUGUCAUCGCCAUUCUCGUGAUCACGCUGUUCGACCUGCAAGGCUGACAGGGAACGAUUCGAGAAGGGAGGGAGGCUUCCUCCACCCCUUGCCUAUUCGAUCGCCUCGAGACGCUCUCGGUUUCAGCUCAGGGCACAACUGGUGGAUCUUUCAGCCACCCAACCGUCAGGGAUGCGAUGAAGAUCGGCCUGGAAACAAACCUUCAGAUGGCCACUCGCUACUGUACUUGGUAUGCCCGAAACAAAGUGUUGGGCCCACGAAUGGGGAUCGAGACUGCCCUUGGGGUGGGCAAUUCAGGGGCGAUGCGCCGCUGGGACGCGGAGCCUUCUCACUGGCUACAUCCCCUGCCAAGGCGGCGGCCACGCACACGCAGGCCCCUUACUUGCCUGGCUGCGAGACCAUCAUAAGCGAAGUAGGAGUUAUGCAUGAUGAUAGGCCACGACCACUUCACCCGAACGCUCCAUGUCCUUCCCCUGAAUGCUGUCGUGCCUCCACAAGUUCACAAUUAGGUACGGGAGAAAUCCUCCCGCAGCAGCCUCUCAGUUUGCUCCUGAGUCUACUCCGUAGUGUCAGUCAGGGCAAAGCUAUGAUUCAUUCGCCAAAAGUUUCGCCAUCCCUCGCAACAAACGCUCUCAAGCCUAUCGCUGCCCCUGCACCGUCCGUACGUCAGUGCACCCCUCCUCCAACGUCCCUCCUUGCACCCAAUCGAUCACCUAAGCUUCAGAAUUCCUCGACCUCGGCCAUUUGAGUCGUUCAACUGGUCAGGUCCCUCUGUUAGGCUUUUGGACGAUACGGGGAGAGCUGGGCACGCUGAGGCGUUGUGGAGCAUCAGCGUGCGCGUUUGACAAGCUCAGCCCGCCUGCCUUGGCUCCAGCUCAUAUGGUCCAAUCAUGCAUUUAUUUCCGGAUUCCCUGCAGCAAAUCCUCGAAAAUCUGCGCGGAUCUAAACUGGGGAAGCGUAUGCAGGGGGUCAAUGUGGCUGACCCGUUGACAUUCCUGCGAGUGCCCACGGACGGGGUAAA
Molecule: messenger RNA, 1164 nt
Organism: Hyaloscypha bicolor E
Lineage: Eukaryota; Fungi; Ascomycota; Leotiomycetes; Helotiales; Hyaloscyphaceae
Exons: 2
Coding region: 1-891 (296 amino acids)
Source: RefSeq, a predicted model, not a curated record